AUGGAAGAGGAAAGCCUGCGGUACUGCUGCAUCGACAAACCCCGCUGCGGCCUCUGUCAGUUUCUGCUCCGGGAUGGCGAGGCCGUCGUGGCACGUCUGUUUGACCUUGGCAACGACGUGCCGGAGACGAUGCUGAUGCUUGGCUUGUCCGACACGCAGUCCUCGACGACGAGCACGCAUCCCCUCCGUUCCCGUUUCGACGAAAUGACACAGUACGACUUCAAUCCGUCGAUGUGUUGGGAGGAGACGAGGCGACGUCGCAUCCGGUCCAAGGUGGCGAGCGAGCUGAGUGCCGCCGGGCUCCUGCGCCGCAUGCCACGGGAGCUCUGCUGCAUGGUUGCCCGAUACCUUGUCCGGGAGUGCGCCGCCGUCGAUUGGGAGCAUCGCACGCGGGACCGGCGCCCGUCGACGUACACGAUCCAACUCGAUCAAGACAUAUACAUGACCCGCACCGCCGUCGAGGGCGUUUCCUACGUCCAAUCUCUGCACAACCGCUCCGCUCCGUCCCGCCGGAGUGGCCGGCUGGUUCACGACUCUCGGGCUGGCCAUGUUGAUUGGAAAAUAUACGUUGCCUACGACCACCUCGGCGUCAGAGACGUCGACGUGUGGAGCGCCAGCGACGAGGACUUGCCGACCUCUCGCAUCCGUCAUGGAGUGUGGUGGACGGAGCUGGCUCCCGAUGCCGCCGGCAGUGCUCGGGGUCUCAAAGUCAGACGACUCGAAAACGAUGCCCACGUCCCGUCGACGACGAAGGGCUCCUUUCCGAGCCCGAGGUGGCCGAUACCAGGGCUGGCCUGCCGCGUGCUCGACUUGGACACUUGUGCCGUCGCCGAGUCGCCACCCGGCAGCCUGCGCAUGAGCUUCUUCGAAUGCAACGCGUCGCUGACAACGGGGUACUCGGUUGCCAUUUCGGGCAAUCACAUACGCACAAUUUGUUCCCAUCAUUCGGGCACGCCUCCACGAUGCUACAGCGAGAUGGACGCCAUUUCAACAAGCUCAUUGUUGUGGAUGCACCUGCCGAUGAGCACGGAUGAGCACCUCGCGGAAAUCUGGGCUCUCAAGCAUCUGGAGUCUGGCUUCGUCGCUCUCAUGCUCUGCACGAGCCGGAAACGAGCGGUGCUGUUCGGAAGCUACAUGCUGCACCCCGAGGUCCCGCUUCAGCUCUGCCGCGUGUACGCAACUGCAAACCGGCCGUCGCGGGUGUACUUUGACGAUUGGGACCCAUUCUGGGAUGCGAAACGGAUCAAGCACUUGGCCUUUGUCGGCGACGGUUUGGAUGCUCGGGGGACCCAGACGGCAGACCGCAUAUCGUCGUGGAAACCGUAUCCACCGUCGCUCAUGGCCGCAUCGCCGCCGCCUUAUACUCAAUACAACGAGCCGUGGUACUACACAAACUGCCGGUUGGAAAAUGCCACGGAAAUCACAUGCUGCGCCGACGAGACUGCCUCGCACAAGCCCAUCAUCGGCAUCUUGGUCCGUUACCGUGACGGAAGUCGGUCCUGCCUUGGGCAGCAUCGGACGGACCGCGAGCAGCACACCUCGACGGUGCACCCUGCGACGCCGCUGCGCAUAGGGUUGGGCAAGACCAAGCGAAAGCUUCCUUUCGUGAAAAAGAUCAGCACGCAGGAUCCGAGCCGUCCCGAGGUCGGCUCCCUGUCAUGGAUCAGCAUACCCUGGCGAGGCAGGCUGGAGUGGUGGUUUUCACAACGCCAAUGCAAAAUAUGUCAUUCCGAAUGA
Messenger RNA from Drechmeria coniospora, 1737 nucleotides. RefSeq lists its product as uncharacterized. Bases 1 to 1737 code for a protein of 578 amino acids. The transcript has 4 exons. NCBI's taxonomy places the organism in Eukaryota, Fungi, Ascomycota, Sordariomycetes, Hypocreales, Ophiocordycipitaceae. The record is from RefSeq and is a predicted model, not a curated record.